Messenger RNA from Carcharodon carcharias (great white shark), 4961 nucleotides. It is a transcript of the gene ulk1b, whose product is annotated as unc-51 like autophagy activating kinase 1. Bases 73 to 3204 code for a protein of 1043 amino acids. The transcript has 28 exons. Gene Ontology annotation, biological process: positive regulation of autophagy; autophagy; axon extension. Gene Ontology annotation, cellular component: autophagosome; cytoplasm. The record is from RefSeq and is a predicted model, not a curated record. Gene Ontology annotation, molecular function: ATP binding; protein serine/threonine kinase activity. Lineage: Eukaryota; Metazoa; Chordata; Chondrichthyes; Lamniformes; Lamnidae.
GUGGAGGAAGAGAGGAAUAAAAAAACAUCACAAGUUAAUUGCAGCAAAAUUAAAAAGAAGGAACAGUUAAAUAUGGAGAGCGUGGGGAAAUUCGAGUUCAACAGGAAGGAUCUGAUCGGGCAUGGAGCUUUCGCCGUCGUUUUCAAGGGUCGAUGCACAGAGAAACACGAUUGUGAAGUUGCUAUUAAGUGCAUCAACAAGAAAAACCUAGCAAAGUCACAGACCCUUCUGGGCAAGGAAAUUAAAAUAUUGAAGGAACUGAAACAUGACAAUAUUGUGGCACUGUAUGACUUUCAGGAAGUGGCAAACUCUGUCUAUCUGGUGAUGGAGUACUGUAAUGGUGGUGACCUUGCUGAUUAUCUCCAUUCGAAGGGGACUCUCAGUGAGGAUACCAUCCGACUUUUCCUGCAGCAGAUAGCGGGGGCCAUGAAGAUGUUGCACAGCAAAGGGGUCAUCCACCGUGACCUGAAACCACAGAACAUCCUACUGUCCUGCAUCGGAGGCCGCAAAUCCAACCCCAACAAUAUCCGCAUCAAGAUAGCUGACUUUGGCUUUGCCCGAUAUUUACAGACCAACAUGUUGGCAGCAACUUUGUGUGGUUCGCCCAUGUACAUGGCUCCGGAAGUUAUCAUGUCCCAGCAUUAUGAUGCCAAGGCUGACCUGUGGAGUAUUGGAACUAUUGUGUACCAGUGCCUGACUGGCAAAGCCCCUUUCCAGGCCAACAGUCCGCAGAACCUGCGUCUGUUCUAUGAGAAAAACAAGACUCUAGUACCAAACAUUCCGAGAGAGACAUCCAGCCACCUGCGUCACCUGCUCCUGGGACUCCUGCUCCGUAACUACAAAGACCGUAUGGAGUUCAGUGAAUUUUUUCAUCACCCGUUUCUGGAUAUCAGCUGCUCCAUGAAGAAAUCUGCUCCAGUACCUAUGCCUGUGUAUCCCAGCUCAGCGUCCACCAGUUCUUGCAGCAGCUCCUCUACCUCCCACCUUGCUUCACCUCCCUCACUGGCCGAUAUGCAGCAGCUCUGUGAGAAAGCCCUCGCAUCGCCCGCUCAGGAGACCCCGGGAUUCCUUCACGGCUCCAAGGAGUCAGGCGGCAGCAGCAGCAAGAACUCCUCCUGUGACAUCGACGACUUUGUGUUGGUGCCUUACAACAGCCCAACACACUACCCUGGUGAGCUGCUGAGUGACACUAUGGCAGGAAGGACAGCGAUUGACAGUCUGAAUUACAGCAGCAGUUCAGUUCUGACCUCCACAGGGUUAGGAAGUCAAGGGAGACCGUCAUCCCCUUCUGUAUCCUGCAGCAGUUCCCCAAGCCCCUCAAGUCGGCCGAGCCAGGAAUCCAUCAGCACCUAUGGAGACACCGUUCCUAUCCCUGUCCCUACACAGGUUCUCAAUUACCAGCGGAUAGAACAGAACCUUCAAUCUCCAAAGCACUGCAGCUCACCAAGGUCUGGGGCAGUUCGAAGUUUCAACAAACCUGGGGCUUCACCUCCACGUCCUGGGGAACAAGGAUCCUCCCCAUUUCGAAGGCCAUCUUCUGGAAGUAUGAAACCUUACUUUCCAUCACCACAAGUUGGCACAAUUCCUGAGCAGCCGGACCAGUUUGCCAGUACUUCGCCGAUUGGAUCAGAGGCACGGGUUAAGCACACAUCUCCAGAACCACACCAGCACGGAUUGGGUUCCAGACUGCACAGUGCUCCUAACCUCUCGGACACACAUCAGUGUCGGCAGAAGAUAAGGAAACAAUAUUCAGAGCCCGUGGUGAUGUACAUGGCACAGGUUCAGCAUAGCCAGCCACUGCAGAUGCCAGCACUGCAGCCUUGCAGACAGAUCAGGUCAUCUCCCAAACUCUCGGAGCUAAUUCAGAGAAGCCCGCUCCCAACAAUCGUGGGAUCUCCGACAAAGGUUCACUCGCCUUUUGAAUUCCCUGAGACACCCAGCUCUCAAAAUCUUGUCACGCUGCUCACUCACCAGGGCCUCACACUGGCCUCAGCUCGCAAUAGGACAGUGCCUAACCUGAGCCCCCUCCAGCAUCAGCACCUUGACCUUGGACUGAAGCCUGUCGACGACAUCAAGGGACCAUUUGGCAGAUCCCUCAGCGCUGGCAAACUCUCUGACUUACUGCUAAAGGCUGCGUUUGGAGGACCCAUCUCAGAAGCUGUCAGCAACGACAGCCUAAACGCCGAGAAACCAAUGGAUGUAACAGCUCCAUGCGCUCACGGAGGGUAUGUAUCUUCAGGAGCUGGUGUGGCGUACUCCAGCAGUCCGGCACCUGUGGUUUUUACAGUUGGGUCUCCACCCAGUGACAUCCCUCCCCACUCUGGCAGAACGAGGAUGUUUUCAGUGGGUUCCUCCAGUUCGAUAAGCUCGGUGGGCUCUAGCAGUGGCCGUGUUUUCCAGUGCUCACCAGCAGGUCCGAGCGCAGAAUUGUCUCCGGCGCCAUAUGAAGGACCUUCGAGUCUCAGGUACACGUACCCGGACGCCAUCGCGACAAACAUGGAGGCAAUGGUGACCUUUGAAGCGCCGGAGUUACCAGAAGAAACCCUUAUGGAGCAGGAGCACACAGAGAUCCUGAAGAACCUGCGUUUCACCCUGGUCUUUGUCCACUGUGUGAUGGAGAUUGCCUCAGCCAAAGGCAACCCCUUUGAAAUGGUGUGCAGCUCGGUGACCUCCGCAUGCCAGUUGCAGGAGAGUGUGGUGGUCGAUCAGAUUAGUCUGCUCAGCAAGGAGUGGAGCUACGCAGAGCAGCUGGUUCUCUACAUGAAGGUUGCAGAGCUUCUGUCAUCGACCUUGCACAUGAGCAAGAACCAGAUCAAGGCAGGAAAACUGUGCCCAUCAUCGACUGUCAAACAAGUGGUGAAGAAGCUGAACGAACACUACAAGUCCUGCGUGUCUCACUGCCGCUGUCUGACCGUCAGGCUACAGCGUUUCUUUGUGGAUAAGCAGCGGCUCAUGGACAGAAUAAACAGCAUCACUGCCGAGAAACUCAUCUACAGUCAUACUGUGCAAAUGGUGCAGACCACAGCGCUGGAUGAGAUGUUUCAGCAGGGAGAGGAUUGUAUUCAGCGGUACCACAAGGCACUGCUGCUAAUGGAGGGUCUCUCACAGAUAAUCACUGAGCAGGAAGAUGUGGACAACAUCAGCAAGUGUAAGCAGAGCAUCGAACGCAGACUGUCCGCGUUGCAACCAGGACUGUGUGCAUGAUGCAACACGCUGGAACACCUUCCCAGGUCUUGGGCCUUGCGGUGUCUAGGAUACCUGGAUACCCUAUUGCAACCAUCCCAGUUGCCAUUGGACACAAGCUGGGCUUUUAUUGUGCAUAUCAACCUGCAAAAUGAGUGACUCGUUGGGGGACAUUUAAGUGGAAAUGUCCCUCCCCUGCGAAACCACUGCAGCAAUUACAGAUGUUUCUGGUCUGCUAUGUAGAUUUCUUCUAACAAAGUCACUCAGAGGAUUCUUCAUCGGUUCUCCACAAGACGCUUGACUGACCAGGAGACGGUUUAGCGGCGAUCCUCUCUGACGUUGUAUUUGGGCUUAAAGGAAGAAUACUCAGCUGGGACACUGUUGCCUGAUGAAAAAAGCAAGCAGAAAAUCUCAGUUGAAGAGAUUUAAACACUUGCACUGGCACUGACGAAAGUCAGUGAGACAUUUUCAGAGCAACAAAGCUUUUUGGUAUUAUUUUGUUUUUCAUUGAAUGCUGCCUUGAAGCACUUUCCUCACUUUUUUUCUGAAGUGUUAAACACACACGCACACACACAAACACACACAAACACACACACACACACACACACACACACACACACACACACACACACACACACACACAAAAACAACCCCCACACACUAGCCUGUAAGGUAGAGGUGCACUUUAUAUUAGCGUCGGUUAAAAACUUGAACUGCUUGAUGGCCCAAAUAAUGUUAUCAAGAAAGAUGGAAUCUAAAGCUAAGAGACACUCAGCCCUGCCUCCCUAGCACCUACCCCCACCUGCCAUCCAUCUUGUUGUUUUUGUGUUGCACUAUCUGAGAAUCUCGGCAUGUAGCUGGUACAGUAUGGGGUAAGAGAGUGUGUGUGUGUGGGCCCUACUCAUUUCUCAGUCAAAGUCUGCGUGGGAGCAAUUUCCAAGUAGCAUUUCACACACAAAAGCAGUGGCAACAGACAAUCGCACCUGUAGAUUGUUUCUUGUGGACUUUUUUUAUUCUGUUCCCUUGUGGUGAUAUAGUUGAGUGUGCACGUCUGUGAUGCGUGCGUGUGCAUGAGUGCGCGUGCGUGAGUACUUUGCUUUGUUUUUCACCUUAUAAAUGAGGCAAACUAGGUUAGGAACUAGGUCAAGAAUUUGAAUGGUAAGGUGCGCAGCAUGGUGCAUACAUGGCCGAGUGCCUGUGAUUCCACGCUGUAGCAGAUUGUCACUUGAAUGUACCAGCGUUUGGAAACUCAAGGCUACUUAUGAUUUACAGGUUGUCAACCAAUGAUUUCUUUUUUUCCCCUCUAUCUUGCAUAAAUACUUGAAAAUUAGCCACUGUGUGUACACGAGAAUAUGUAUGUAUAACAAAGAUAUCAGUGCCACCAAACUCGCUACAAGAGGUUUUGACUUAACCCUGAACUGUGUAAGAUAAAUGUUAUCAGUUAGUAUUUAUUGCUUUGAAGUCAGUGAGAAACAAGCAAACUGGAGUGAUUUACUGUACUCAAAGCACCAACUGUUUCCAAGGCAACCAUUUCUUGGUUAUUUCUUUACUGUUGAUGUGUAGUUUUUUGUUUGACAGAUUCCACAGGAGCUUGGGACUCAGCUCCUCGACAUAUAUAUUCAGGUUGGAACUGUUCAAAGUGUAUUUUGUUAUUCUGCAAUGUUAAAAAUGCUGGAAACAUUUUCUUUUCAGUUUUUAUUUCCGUGAGUGCUGUAACUUUUUUUUUUGUCUUUGAAUUGUACAAAAAACCCAGAAUUAAAUAAAACAGUUGGAACUGA